This is a messenger RNA of Salvia miltiorrhiza (redroot sage), 1253 nucleotides long. RefSeq names its product 2-alkenal reductase (NADP(+)-dependent)-like. The record is from RefSeq and is a predicted model, not a curated record. The transcript is spliced from 4 exons. Bases 104 to 1156 code for a protein of 350 amino acids. Gene Ontology annotation, molecular function: oxidoreductase activity, acting on the CH-CH group of donors, NAD or NADP as acceptor. Lineage: Eukaryota; Viridiplantae; Streptophyta; Magnoliopsida; Lamiales; Lamiaceae.
CUAUAAGGUAGCUCCGCCCCUGGUGUAGAUAGACUCUUGCGUGCGUUAUAUAUAUGUAGAGAGACGUUUGAGUUGAUUACUUAUCAUCAAAGAAGUGCGAGUAAUGGAGGAGGUAAACAACAAGUUCGUAACAGUAAAGGGUCACAUAAAUGGGGCUCCAUCUGAAUCCGAUUUCGAGAUUAAGAGUGAAAUGAUUUCUCUAUCGAUAGAUGGAGGAAGUGAAGUAGAGGUGAUCGUCAAGAAUGUGUAUGUAUCGGUGGAUCCAUACCAGCUGAACCGCAUGAAGAAGCAGAGCUCCUCGCAGGCUGCAAUCAGCUUCGCCACCGGAAUCACUCCUGGGCUGGCCAUCGAUACGUAUGGCGUGGGGCAAGUGGUGGUGUCGGAGCGGCCGGGUUUGGAGAAGGGGGAGCUUGUGGUAGGGAUGCUUACAUGGGGAGAGUAUACACUUGCAGAGAAAGGCAGACUCUUGAAUAAGUUGGAUCCCAUGGCCAUAGGGCUCGACUUACCUCACCUUGUUGGUGCUCUUGGAUUUAGUGGACUUACCGCGUAUGGAGGGUUUUAUGAAGUAUGCAAGCCAAAAAGGGGAGAGAGCGUAUUUGUGUCAGCUGCUUCAGGAUCCGUGGGAAGUCUAGUCGGACAAUAUGCUAAGCUAUUUGGUUGCCGUGUCGUCGGCUGUGCCGGUACUCAAAAAAAGGUUGAGUUGCUUAAGGAAAAGCUUGGUUUUGACGAUGCUUUCAACUACAAGGAAGAGAUCGAUCUCAACUCCGCUCUCAAAAGGUACUUCCCAGAGGGAAUUGACAUAUAUUUCGACAAUGUGGGUGGAGAGAUGCUGGAGGCGGCAGUGGCAAACAUGAGCCAGUUCGGGCGGGUGGCAGUGUGCGGCGCCAUCUCCGAGUACACGGGCAGUGGUAAGAGGGCGGCGCUGGAGAUGUUGGAUGUGGUAUACAAGAGGAUCACCAUUCAAGGAUUUCUAGCGGCUGAUUUCUUGAAAUGCUACACUGAUUUUAUGAAGACGACGACGGAGCACCUUCGCACCGGAAAAAUGCACUCUCUUUGCGACGUCUCACAUGGCGUGGACAGUGUUCCACAUGCUUUUGUAGGGCUGUUUUCAGGUGAUAAUAUUGGAAAAAAGAUUGUCCAGAUUGGAGAAUACUAAGUAGAGGACAUUUGCUUUUUAGUAUAUUCACAAUAUAGAGGAAUUAUGACUUAAUGGACCACAAUUUUCAAUCCAAUUUUACCAAAUUAUCCUAUAA